CUCUCUUGUCCUGAGUCCCAGAACUGGACACGGCACUCCAGACUGGCCUCACCAGGGCUGAGCAGAGGGGCAGGAUCACCUCCCUGGACCUGCUGGAAGUACUCUUCUUAAUGCAUCCCAGGAUACCAUAGGCCUUCUUGGCUACAAGGGCACUGCUGGUUCAUGGAAAGCUUGUUGUCCACUGAGUUCCCCAGGAAACUGUUUCUCCUCAGUGUUGUUCUUCCCUUAUAACUACAAACCUCCGUUUUUUGUUUUUCUGGUUCUGCUCAGUGCUCACAAGAAAACUCCUGGAUUGCUUCACCAUGCCAUGUUGUCUCUGCAAUAUGUAGAUGCAGAAGCAGUAGAUGUAGGAGUAAUCCAAGCCCCAUGUGAGUACCAUGGUUUGAAAUUGCAAGGCUUUCCUCAGUUUUCUCAAGAAGGUUUCAUUUGUUUUUAAGUCAGUAGCAGGUGGUUACAACUAAUUGUGCUACCUGUACUGAUCAUUUACCCAUCAAUACUGACUGUCCCAUCCCCUGCUCCAAGGAAAGCUUCAUUCAAGCCGUUUCUGUGAAAAUGCACCUCCUUACCUUCCCAGUCCUUUUUUCCAUUCAUUGCAGCACUCAAGCCAUGCAAACAGUGCCACCAAGUCUCUAUAAUCCCAGUGAGAUCAUAGAUUUGCAAUGGCACACAGAGCACUAUCUGCUCCUGUUUGUUACACACGUAGGAGGUUUUGGACAGGCACUCGAGGUGGACCCUCUGUUGUGCUGCUUCCCCAAGAGAGAUGUGGAAGCUUCUGUCAUCCUCUCCUGGGGCACCUCCUCACAGUCUCUGUUCUUCUAUUUCUCUUCAGGUUACAGUAAUCCUGUCCUGCUGUACCUGCUUUAAGUCCUCCUCACUGAUUAGCAAGAUGAGAUGCCAAGUCUUUGCAAAGAUGCUCUUGCCACUGUGUCAAACGAGUCUCUUCUUCCACCAACAGUUCUUUUUCCCCAAAGAGGGAAAAAAUUACCUUUGGUCAUAGAAGCCAAAGCCACAUCUUUGACAGCUUGGUGUUGACUUGCACAAUACAGCUGCUGCUGCCUAAGCUUCUCCCUGGCAGGAUUUAGGAGAGCACCUAGACCCUCACGCCUCAAGGUCUGUAGUCACUCUUAGAAUAUUCAAGGUCAUUGCUUGAAAACCAGGCACUUUUGGUGUUCCCAUGAAUGAGCUGCAAGUGUUAAUAGUCAGAUGGCCACACAAAUGUGGCAGUCUGUCCUUAUUAUCCCAUAUCCAGGUUCCCAACAAGCCACAAAGCUCUUGAGACAUCAAGUUAGGUCAGUAGAGGGGGACUUCUUUUUCCUGCAGGAAGGAAUCUUCAAUGACCAUCGCUCACCUUUGCUUCCCUGUACAGACAUUUGAUUGAGGCUCAGGUAGCUCUCUGGCAAGGUUUUGUUCCUCCUUGCCAGUUCCCAGGGUACUUAAUCUAUUCUGCACCUGCAGAUCUGCAUGUGGGGCAGCAGCCUCCCUUCUGCUGCCAGCUUUCCCUUCUCGUGGGAAUAUCCGUUAUUCCUUUGAGCAUUACUGCUAGCUGCCCUUUUUUCCUUGCAUUGCUGGGUUCUUGAUUUUCCCUUCCAGAGGCUCUGUGAAGAUUCUGUUGAUCUUGUUCAUGUGGGGAACCAGGCCCUGUGGCCCAUCACCACCAUGACUGCAGGCCCAGUGAGGCCCACAGUGUCUUGAGCAAAGUUCCUGGGCUCUGUCACAUCCUUGCUUUAAGUGGUGUCACAGCUGCUGCAGCUCUGUUAGUUAUCAGUUUACUGUGCUGCUUAUAAAUGCCAUAAAGAGAGGGGGAAAAUGAAAUCAAAAUUUUCAUGCCUUUCAUGCCAAAGUUUUUGUUAAACAUUAAGAACCGGCCUCACAGUUAAACUUUGAUAUAAAGGAAAUAAUGUUCUGAAUUUGGCUGAUUUCAAAACUCCUUGUUUAUUGCCUCUUUAGAGGACAGCUAUAGUUGACCCCAGUCAAAUGAGAGUGUUUUGCAGUGCAGUUUCUUGUAGGGUGGACCUUUUGAGAGGCUGAUGUUUUUGAAAACUCAGCUGUACUGUAUGGACUAGCUUGCCCUUGCCUAUAUGCACAAAUACUGCAGAGAAAACUGUUGGUGAUGUGCUGCUUUCCCUUAGAAAAGCUUUGUAGACUUUUCCUAAUUAGAAAGGUAGCUAUCCCAACUAGUUACAUUUCUGCUGAUUUUGUUCUUUAGAAGAGUGUCAAAUUUUCAUUCUAGCAUGUGGGGCCUGAACCAUCAUUAUGCCUUUUAAAAUUAGUAUUGCACAUGCCAGAUGGAACAGAAUGCAUCUGCCCAGCUCCCUGUGACCUUACCUGUAGCAUAUCCAGAAGCAUCUCCUUUAGAACUGGAGGUGGGUUUCCUGAAAUGAAUAGAGCCAGUGAUGCAAUUGUUAUGGUCCAUAUGGAAUAGACCGAUGAAAACUACACCACAUUUUUAGUGCCUUUGUACAAAUCUAGAUGAGAUAACAGUUGCUGAUGCACAGGAUGCCACCUGUCCAGUUUCAAAGCAGGUGUUGCAGAUCUAAGGUGUGUGCAGAAGACAGUGAUGACAAACUUGUGUGAAGUGGGAUUGAAAAGAUUGUGAUUGUAACAUGCGCAAGAAGAUGAAUGAAAGGAAUUUUAUUAAAGUCUGUAAAAUACUAGUCAGUAAGUGCUUGCAGUUGCUGAGGAUGCUCCUCUAAGAAACGAGUCCAGUUUUUUCUUCCUGAUUUUCUCCUCUUCCCUUAUUCCCUCCCACCGAAAAAGUCUAUUUUGUGGAGAAUCCCAAGACCUUUCAUAACAAAUUUGAUAUUACAGGAUGUAGUGAUCUAUUUUAAGGAUUUAACUGUUAUUUCCCCUGGAUGCAGCCUUAUGCUGUGGUUCAGAUAGAGACAGGAGCAGUUUUAUUCACCCUAACAUCCUGGUUGUACAACCCAUCUUUGCCAUGCAGCAGUAUCAGUAGUCAGUGGUAAGAUAACAGAACUAAGCAACUGGGGAAUGAACUGAAAAAAAUUUGGCUUCUUUAAAUAUAUAGAAUUCUCUUCUUUAGAAUGUGCACAAGUCAAAUUUUUCAUCUUGCAUUAAUUUUUAUAGCAGAGAGCUGGACUAGCCGAAUCUGUUUGAUAUGGAGAGCUAAGGCUGAAAAAAAGAUGAACAUAAACAUUGUUAUGCAGAUGAUGAACAACAUAUGCUUAUGUAAUGGAGGUGUUCUGAGUCAUGAAGGUCUUCUGUGCUAAUGUAGGUCAGGUUUUGGACAAGAACUCCUUGAUCCUUGCUUGGCUCUGCCUGUUUUGUCACGUGCAGUACAGAAAGCAUUGUGCCUUUGCUCUGUCUGUGGUACCCUGACUUCAGAAACACGUUCCCUGUGGCUCCACUAAUAUUAAUUGGAAGCAUUCAAGGGUUUAGCAGCUUGAUCUUAAUUAUUUAUUUGAAAAUAAAGGCUAUGUUUUUCCUGAAGCCCCUCUCCCGUUGCAGGAUAUGACAGAGGACUGUUCUGCUCAGCAAGCAUUUUAUUUUAGCUUAGUCAGCUGCAGCCCAUUGAUUAGAUCUCGAUCUCCUUGUGGCUCAGACUGCACUGCAGUAGUUUGCAGUGCAUUGCUGGAGAGACUGCACAUGCACGAGGGCGGCUCUGGGAGUCAGUGGGCACAGGGAUGAUGGUGUAGGCAGGACAGUGCACAGCCUGUGCAGAAGAACGUGAGGAAGGCUGAAGAAAUGUGUCAGCUAAUUGAGAAAAAGGUAUUUAUUUUCCAAAUGUCUGUGCAUAGUGUUAAAAAUAAACUUUGCUGCAGUGAGCAAGGUCUUAGAAGAGGAGAUGGUGGCAUGUUUUUCUACUAAGUAGUUUUCCCCCCACUGGAAAAUGAGUUGUAAAAAACCACAGAGGACAGGAACUUCUACAUCCUAAUACCCCAGUAUAUGCUUUGUACUUGAAAUACAUGGAAAUCUGUAGUAUUACGUAAGAAAUGAACAUUUUGGAGUAGAAUAACAGAUUUGUGGAGCUGUAAUACUAUAUUAGCCUGGGUGGGAACAUAAUUUUUGUCUCAAACUUUGCAUUGUAAAAAGGCAGUCACAGGAAAGGCUGAAAACACAGCACAGUCACAUUUGUUCAGAGAUGAGGGAAAGGAAAAAGAGUGGACCUAGGUCUUAAAAACACUGUACAUUUAAUAUAUAAUAGAAAUGCAAUUUCACUGGGAACGGGUUAGUUAUAAAACAAAUUUUCACAAAAGUUAUGCUAUUGUUCUCAUUGUUACUUUAACUGCUGGAGUAGCAAAUUUGGACUUGAGAAGUGAGAUUAUGUUCUGAUUUAAAGUGCCACUGUUAGAGAAAUCCAAUGCUGUUGAAAUUACAUGUAUGGAAAGCAGACUAGGUGAUGGAUUUGAAACUCUCUUAGCAAGCAGGGAAUCUGGUAUCUUGCUACAUGUGGCUGUUUCUCUGCUUUCCUCACUGUAAAGCCCAGGGUCAACCAGGGUGACCUCAGAUCAUCUACAUCAGGUUGUUAUUGGUUUUAUUUUACACAGCAGCUGCUAAAGGGGUGAGGGAAAAGGAAGGACAAUUCAGGCUCAAAUUUUAUCUAUACCUGCAGGGGACUGAGAUCCCAUUUUCUAUCUCUGAGUGCUUUUACUACCAAGCUGCAGGGGGGAUAUACAUUACAUCUGAAUGUGUCAUUUCCUUCUGGUUGAUGCUAUUCCACUUGAAGCUCUGAUUAUUCUUCUCACUGGAAAAUGGAGGGAGGAAUAGAAAAUUCUUACUGUGGCCAGUGAUGAGGGAGCAGAGGCUUUGCUCCCUAGGUGAGUGAAUGUUGGAUUUGAGUUAGAUUACAGUUUAGAUCUCCCUUCAGUCAGGUAAGUGCAUUUGCUGCCAGGUCAUACACUUCCUCCCUCUUGGUACUAAUUAUUCAUGUAUUCCUUGCAAAAGGUAUCAUUUCCAACCUGUGUGUUCUUAAACUUGCAUUUCAAAGCACCCUGUGGCUUAGGGAUGCGAGUGUACUCUGGAAGGAGGGAGAUGGGGUUUACAUGUGGGGAGGUUUGAACUUCAAUGUGCUGAACUCGGUGAUUGCCACAGCUGCCUUUUGUCAUCUUCCUUUUCAUAGAAAAGAGUCAUCAUCUCCAUCUGGUUCCAGGAAAGUGUUUUGAGCUCUAAAUCCCAAAGGAGAUGUGACUCCAAAACAUUUCCAUUUCAGUAGUUCCCUUGGUCUGUUUCAGUACAUGAAAAACUUAUCUUUCUUACUUAGCACUCUUUUGUUUCUGGGGGGAUAUGCUGUGCUGCUUUUUGCCUUAUGGGACCUUGCAUGUAAGAAACAAGUGCAGCUCUGAGGCCAAAGCUCUCUUGUUAAAAAUCAUGAUAACUGAAUAAUAGGAUUAGAACUGAAAUAAGCUUUUGACUAAAAAAAAUACUUGUUCUUUGUUUCUACUGUGAGAAAGACAUUCUCAUCUUCAGCACAAGUUCAAGUGCUGUAAUCAUGUGAUGCAUGGUAUUUAAAAAGAAAAUACCUUGGUCUUUAAUGAUGUUAAAUUCAUUGAAAAUUUUGAACUUUCCCAAAGUAAAGUAGCAAUGAUGGCAUUUUAACUCAACUGAUUUGUGUGUUUUGAUUUGGAAAGAAUAGCAGGAGACUUAAAUAGCUUUCUUAAAACUAAAUUUCAUGCAAAAUUUAUGGAAUUCUUAGGAUUUGCAUGUUUUUAGGAAAGGGGAAUAGUGAGACUCAAAUAAGAAACUCCAUUGUGUAGAUUGCUUUUGAUUACUUGGUUUCUAUUGGAAUAAGUAUCUCUCAGUCAAGGUCUUUCCUGAGGUCACUGAAUUGAGUUUUAAGGUUAUAUAAUAUAUUAUAAUAUUAAUUUUUGCCUCCGGUGAGGAUGUCCCUCAGAUUUCUCUACUGUGCCAUUCACAGAUACUAUGACUGCUCAUGUGACCUAAAAGCAGCACUGAGUUUCCUCCUGCUCUCUCCCAAACCACCAUUCUGCAUCCCCCCAUGGACAGUGGAGCACGGCAGCAGUCACCAGGGAAAGGGAACAUGCCUGAAGUUGGCAGCUGUGAAACCUCUAAAGUUGGCAAGCCACUGUUUGUAUGGAGAUUGAUUGUGAGAAAGCAAGUUCUUUUGGGCUCUUCUUUUGAGGCUGUGUUUGAUGCGUUGGCUUCCCAUCCGCUGCUCGUAACCAUCUCUGCUAUGAGUUCCUCGCAACGUUGCUGGGUUCCGAGGAACCGUCCGCUAUGCCUCCGUGAAUGCACACAAAAACAGGGAGAUGGGCAGACACGAUGACCUGUGGUCCCUCUUUUACAUGUUGGUGGAGUUUGCUGUUGGUCAGCUUCCGUGGAGAAAGAUCAAAGAUAAGGAGCAGGUUGGCAUGAUAAAAGAAAAGUAUGAACACCGAAUGCUGCUAAAACACAUGCCUUCAGAGUUCCACCUUUUCCUGGAUCACAUUGCAAGCCUAGACUACUUCACCAAGCCAGACUAUCAGCUAAUCAUGUCGGUUUUCGAGAACAGCAUGAAGGAGAGGGGCAUCACUGAAAAUGAAGCCUUUGACUGGGAGAAGGCUGGUACAGAUAUCUUGUUGUCCACUAGCACCUCAACUCCACCACAGCAGAACACCAGACAAACAGCAGCCAUGUUUGGGGUGGUUAAUGUCACUCCGGUACCCGGGGACCUGCUCCGUGAGAACACCGAGGAUGUCCUGCAGGGUGAACAUUUGAGUGAUCAAGAGAAUGCUCCUCCCAUCCUGUCAGGGAGGCCCGUGGAAGGCCUUGGUCAGGCUCCAAACACGGCUUUCAAUGAGGGUGAAGUUUGGGAAGAGACAGAUGUGAAUCGCAACAAACUCAGGAUCAGCAUCAGCAAAACUCAGUGCAUGGUGGAAGAGGAGCAGAGAAACGGGGUGUGCCCCAGUUCCCCUGUCCGAGUGCCUCCAGAGUCCCCGACCGCACAAGUGCGCUCCCUCCGCUACCGCCGCGUCAACAGCCCCGAGUCAGAGCGGCUCUCCACAGCUGAUGGAAAAGCAGAUCCGCAUGAAAGAAGGUCUCGAAUGGACAUCCCUGGCUCCCCCUCACGGCUCGUGUGCUCCUCGCAGCCAGCCCAGAUGCUGUCCAUCGAUACUGGCCAGGCUGACCGGCAGGCGAGCGGCAGGAUGGACGUGUCCGCGUCCGUGGAACACGAAGCCCUCAGCAACGCUUUCCGCUCGGUGCCGCUGGCGGAGGAGGAGGACUUUGACAGCAAGGAGUGGGUUAUCAUUGAUAAGGAGACAGAGCUGAAGGACUUCCACCCCGGUGCUGAGCCAAGCACCUCUGGAACCACGGAUGAGGAGCCCGAGGAACUAAGGCCUAUUGAAGAUGGGGAAGAGAGAAGGCGCCUGGGGGCAGAUGCUGCAGUGAGGCCGAAGACUCAUGAUGGGCGAAGUCGGGGUAUGCUGCCUGUGACUGAGGAGGACAGUUCCCAUAGACAUGAAGGACCUUCUCAAACAGUGUCUGACAGUAGACAUGAACAGCAGACAGGAAGUCCAGCCCACUCCCCCUUACAUUCAGCACCAGCUCUCCGACAAAGGAGACGAGAAUCUGAACCUACUGGUCCUCAGAGACAGGCAUACAUGCUGAAGUCAUUUGAAAUAAACGGCCUGCCCAAGGCAGUCCCUUUAAGUUUGCCUUACCAAGACUUCAGAAAAGAUAUGUGCAACUACUGGGAAAAGCCUAAGUUAUCCCAGCGGAUAAAGAAAGUUGAUUUUUCAAAUAUUGUCUUGACUGCUCCUUGCAAACCUCUGGAACCUUAUCUGGAAAUGAAUGGAAAAGAGGAGGAGGAGGAGGAAGAAGAGGAGGAAGACUAUGAGGAGGAGGAAGAUGAGCAGGAUGAGGGGGAGGAGGAGGAGGAGGGCAAUGAGAUUGACAUGCACAGUGAUUCCAGCAGCGACCUGAGUCAGAAGAGCACGGAGCGCAGCCAGGAGUGCGCACCGUCCACACUCCUGGCCGAUGACCAGAAGGGCUCCAAGGGUCGAGCAUCCACUGCUGAUGGGGACCUGGAGCUCGAGGAAGGCUCAAAAACAUUAGUGCUGUUUUCACCAGGUGAUCUGAAAAAGUCUCCAGUGGCUGCAGACUUACCUCCAGAAGUCGAUCUGGGCACUCUUGCUGCACUGACACCUCAGAGCGAGCGGCCGCAGCCCAUGGGGAGCCAGCUGGAUGUGUCUGAGCCAGGCACCCUGUCCUCGGUCCUUAAAUCGGAGCCCAAGCCUCCCGUGGCAGUGGCUACAGCUUCCUCCCCGUUCACCAAAGUCGAGCGCACGUUUGUUCACAUUGCUGAGAAGACCCACCUAAACGUGAUGUCUUCCAGCGGGCAGCUGAUGCGGCACGAGGAGUACUGCCCCCCAGGGCAGUUCGAGGAGGUCAUCAUCGAGGAGGAGCUGGAGGACAACCUGGUGCUGGUGGAGAAUGGAAGCAUUCAUUCCGGGCUGGAAGGGGCAGAGACGGAGAGCUGCGCGCUUUCGGCCAAUCACGUCGAAACCACCUCAGAGACUGUGGGGGAGCAGCCGGCCCUUCCCAACGGCGUGCCAAAGCUUCCCGAGGACAAGCCGGAGCUCUCCAGCAAAGCGGUGCUCUCGCUGGAUUUGGAAGAGCCUGACAAGGUGGCUACAAGGGAGCCUGGCCUCGAGAAGGCAGCAUCAGCGACAGAACACCUGAAGCGAGCAGAGACCCUCGUCGAGACGCCCCAGCCGGGCCCCAGGAGGCCGCUGGGCUCCCGGUAUAGAAGUCGGAUACCCAUUUUGUUCUCUGAGGAGGACACUGGCUCAGACCUUUCAACUUCACUCUCAGCCAAAGAAAGGCUUUAUAAGAGGGCAAAGCAACCUGACCUGGCUCGCCUGGUGAUGGAGAAGAGACAGAGCCGCCUCCUCCGGCUGGCCUCAGGUGCCUCCUCCUCGGCCUCCUCCAGCGACGAGCGGCGGCGAGCCUCCGAAACCCUGUCAGCCACCGGUUCUGAGGAGGACACCCACGACUCUGAUGACUCCAUCCCACGGAAGGGAGAGAAGAAGGCUGCGCUGCUGGGGAGAGAAGAGAGAGCCAUAAGCACAAGGAGCAGAAUUCCUCGUCCCAUCGUGCCGGUGAAAACGCCACUGGAGGCGGCGAGGUCGGAGAGCUCCGUGGCCGCUGCGAUGGCAGGGCUGGGCAGCUCCCCUCAGGAUGCAGCUGCUGCCUGCAGGCUUCAGACACAGAGACCAGCUGGCAGUGUCCCGUACGAGGGCCGAACAACACAGGUACAAAGUCGGCUUCCUUCGUCACCAAGCUCCACUUCUCUUCCUCCACGGAGCAGCUCGCAGAGGUCCAGUGGUGCAUCCCCUCGGAGCCCUGUCCUUCCUUCCAGGAACCCCAGUACUUCCCCCAGAAGCCAGCUGCUGCCUCGGAGGGAAAGUCCUUCUCCCUGCCGACAGCAUAAACCAGGGACUGCUCCUCAGCGAGUUCCUCCUUCCCCCCGACCUCAGCCCUCAGCUCAGGCCCCGGGGCCUACAGGAGAUUCCCUGCCAUCUCCUGGCGUGGCCAAAAAACGACAAAGAGGAAAAACCCAGACUCAAAGUCCAGCAACCAAAGGAAAGCAGGUGUCCCUGGAAAGCAAGGCAGCUGCCAGAUAAUGACCUUCUUCUGCGAGCCCAGCAGACUGGGUAACUUCUGCAUAUAGUAUACACUUGAGAUGCUGCAGCACAGCCUUCCAUGCUGGACCCACGAGUGUAUAGCAGUAGCUGUACUUGAAUGCUUCACUCACUCUCACCCCACACCGCAAUCAGCUCCCACGGGCCUGGCAGCCUCUGAGCCACGGAGCCUUUCCAAGGGAGACACCCAGCCCGCAGCUCGCGCUUGCUAACGCACAGCACCCAGCCGUGACCCAGGCAGCCUGCCCAGUGCCUGACCUGCCUCCCUCCCCAGGGAUUCUCCUCUCUGUUAGCAAUACCAGUCCUCAACACCGACUCCAGCUGUGGAAAGAGGAGCAGAGGUGACAAGAGCAAGGCCUGCUAAAGAGGAAGGCUGGUGUCCUUCGGGCAGCUCCUUCCUUUCUCCUUGCUGGGGAAACACCAGCCUUGGUCUCUGCCAUCUCCCUGAGUGUUGGCUCACCUCCCACCACCUGUGUUAGCAAGGGAUUGCCACUAGCUUAUUCAAGAAGGAUGGAUGCAUCCUUGUGUGCUGAGAUAAGAGAAGGGGUAAGGAGGAGAGGGCUCUUCUCUCCUUUCCAGAAAUGCCUCUACAGGUGGGAAUUAGGAGACAGGCAGAUCUUGCUGGAUGCUCCUACCUGCUCCAGUAUGUCCCACAGAGGAGGUUGUCUGGCAUUGCUUCUCAGACACUGCUGCUGUUUCAGCAGAUGCUUGUGUGGUGGGUACUUAGGUGGAAGUAGGGAUGUGUUGGCAGCUUGCUGGGAAAUCAAGAGCUCUUGCUAAUUAAUGUAGAAGGGAGCACACAGCAGCCACAUCUGUCACAAAUACCAAACUGUGAUCUGUGGACAUCACAUCCCCCCAGCAAGGGUGGUUCCUCUCAGCCUGGGCGUGGUUGGUGCCACAGACCUGUAGUCCACCAAAUACAGCUCCAUCGUGAGGAUGUGAAAAGUCACUGGAUGCCUUUAGCCUGAGUGCCCCUUGCACCUGAAUUCCUUGUGUUUUAUUGUCACGCUCUUGGUGUUUGUGAAUUUUGGCACUGUGGUUGAAAGUUCCCCUGCACGGCAGGGUGGGAAAUUAUUAUCCUGUAGUAUACCCAAAACCUGCUGCUUUGCAAUGAGAGGUUUGCUGGCAUGCCAUGGCCAUGUGCAUUUCUAUCUGAGGGGACAGUGAGUUGAGUGGCAGAGGUGGGGUUUAUGUCUUUUCCUUGGUGCUCACCUCUGCCACACGUUGAGGAUGAACAAUGUGAAUGUAAAAGCAAGGGCUGUGCUCCUCAAGUAAUAUUAUCUGAGCAUAAGCUAACAGUCAGCUAGAGCUAAAUCAACCAACUGUUUAGCCCCCAGACUAAUUAGGAAGGCUUGAAAGUGAAAGCAAGGAGGACUGGUACCUGUCUGAUCUUGAUGAGAUCUUGAAGUAGACAAAAUUCUCCCCAUGCUUCACAGGAUAAAACAUUCCAGACCCAAAUACUUUGUGCUUCACACCAUUGUCAUGCCUAAAAGAGGCAUUGCAUGAGGCAGAACAAAAAUACAGCUGCUCUGUACACCUAUUCCUGCAGUUACAACUACCUGCAAAUUUACUAUUUGCAGACAACAAAGCUUGACCAGAGGAAUCUGAACAGUAAUAACCUUGAUUCAUUUGAGCAUGAAUGCAAAGAGUCACACACUGAUGGCCAUCAAGUUCAAGGGAUCCUGAAGCUGCUCAUAUCUACAGGAGUCCUGGAAAGGAGUAUGAGAGCUGUGACAGGGUGUGUGGGAGAAAAGGGUACUCCUUGCACACCUGCACAGGGAAAUGUGUAAAAACAUGAGACAGGAAUUACCUCUUCAUGUGACAGUCUCAGUGUUGCCAACACUAAGAAUUCAUUUCACCUAGCUCAAAGUGUUUUCCAUUGAUGUGGUUCACCCUGGUCGAGUAAGCAGCACAGCUUAGUCUGAAAACAUGCCCUCAUCUUUGCACAGCAGCACUGGGAACUCAGAGGGAGCUGAGGCUGUGGUCUGAUGGACUGAGCUGAUGUUGCCAUCAAAAGCAACAUCCCUCCAAGUUCCAGCUGUUUAGUUGCACAGUUCCACCACAUUUACAGUGCAGCAGCUAUUUGAUAAAUGGCUGGAAAUGCUGAUCCAGCACGACACAAACUGCUCUGAUUCACCAGUUUAUUUUUCAUCUGGUUCAUUUCAUCACUCUGGUUCACCAUUUGGUCACACAACCGAAGAAGGACACACAGAGACUGUGACCACUUCUUCUGGUGGCACUAUAACUUUCUCUGAGUUUGAAGUGUGGGUCAGACUAGAGCCUAAAUAUGCACUGCAGGUUUAGAAACUAGAAAACAGAAUAAACUCAAAUACAGAUUCUUUCCAGAAAUAUAAAUCAUAAUGGGAAUCCUAUUAAUUAAUUGGAGGUCUAUUAAUUGUAGAGUGCUCAGAUGAUAAGACUUGGUUGUGAAGCCUUUACCAGCUGGUCCAUCCAGGUCUUAAGGCACAUGCCAAAAAUGACAUUGAAAGAGCAUUGAAAGAGGACUACAGGACUAUUAACAGGGUUAGCAAACCUGCCUCAUCGUGGGAAGCCAAUAAAGCACAAGCAGUGUAUUUGUUUGGGAAAAAGUUUAAGGGACAGUAUUCUGUGGCCCAAUGUCAGAAAGAAAGCUCCAGGGCAGACACAAGGCUGGGUGGACAGGGCCCUGAGCAUCCUGGUCUAGUGGAAGGUGUCCUUGCCCAUAGCAGAGGGCUGAAACCAGAUGAUCUUUAAGGUCCCUUCCAACCCAAACCAUUCUAUGGUUCUGUGGUCUUCCUCUGGCACGUGAAAGCAGGGAAGUCAGAACAGCCAAGAACAGCAGAUGAAGAAAUCAGGCACGCUGUUAAUUGUGAAGCAACCAUCCAGUGAAGUCUUUCACAGCACUAUGGGGACUUUCUUAUUAAAAGGUUUCUGUGAAACUGAGCUGUCUUCUAAGAGAUCUAUCUACCAUGACCCAACCACAAAAAUCAGGCAGGAUUCUGGUGGCACAAAGGUAUCAUCUCUCUCUGCGAUGCCGUAGAUUCCUGGUCCCACUGGGAUACAUGCCAAAGCUGCCAUAUACUGGAGAGCCACCUGGCAGGUCCCACAGGUUUCAGAAAGCAAGGGAAAGAUGGCCAGCACAGAAAAUAAAAGCUGUUCACAGUGUUGUUUGACAGGGCUGGGCUGAAGGUGCAGCUGGGUCCGUAGAGAUCUGAGAUCAGGCUGACUCAUCUCUCCUCAUGGUUGUGCUACCAGACUCCCUGCUCCCACACAGCCCUGAUUCCCAGCUGUCCCUGGCAUGAAGGGCAGCAGGAGAGUGCAUCAACAGCAUGGUGUGCCCCAGGUCAUGUCCUCCUGGAUGGAGGUGCUCCCACCCAGGGGAACAGCACACACAGAAUUUCCUCUGGGUCCUCUCCUGCUGCCCUGCAGGAAACUUGGAAGGGCACCUGCCAUAGCUGGAGCAAACAGAGAGCAUGUCUGGGGACAAGAGGGGAUGAGGCCUGUGAUGUUAGGGAGAAGUUAGGUGGUUGAGGAAUGCCAGAGGAUCUAGUCUGCCAUCACAGGACAUGGUGGGCUGUCACAUCCCAGAAAGGUGGGAGAGGCAAGACCCUGUUGCUCUCUGCUGUGAGUCUCUGUCAAGCUCUGUCAAGCUCAAGGGCACGCGGG
Motacilla alba alba is the source of this 13244-nucleotide messenger RNA. RefSeq names its product tau tubulin kinase 1 (gene TTBK1). The record is from RefSeq and is a predicted model, not a curated record. Gene Ontology annotation, biological process: signal transduction; peptidyl-tyrosine phosphorylation; peptidyl-serine phosphorylation. The coding region runs from base 6225 to 9581 and encodes 1118 amino acids. Gene Ontology annotation, molecular function: protein serine/threonine kinase activity; ATP binding. The transcript has 11 exons. Lineage: Eukaryota; Metazoa; Chordata; Aves; Passeriformes; Motacillidae. Gene Ontology annotation, cellular component: nucleus; cytoplasm.